Rotaria sp. Silwood2 is the source of this 1446-nucleotide messenger RNA. Lineage: Eukaryota; Metazoa; Rotifera; Eurotatoria; Philodinida; Philodinidae. The record is from the annotation of a GenBank genome assembly.
AUGAAUGAUUUGUUACGAGAGUCGGAUCAAGGUCUUGAACAACAACAUCUAUCUUCUUCAUCGUCAUGUGAUUAUAGAUAUGCUACGACUGAACAAUCGUCAACAUCGUGUGAUAAACCGGAAGACAUUGAAUUGUCACCAAAAUUUUUUAGGAAUAUAAUUGUUCGACCUCAGUGGCUACGACGUGUAGUUGAUUCUCCUGUAGGUUUUCGUGCUGAAUUAACUGAUGGUCUAGAUACAAAUGAUGUGUUACCUACGCCUGUUAUUUUCUUCAUAAACAAACUUGCGGGUGGUCAAAAAGGUGAAAAAAUUUAUCGUAAACUUGUUCGCUUAGUCAAUCCUCGUCAGGUUUUUUUACUUGAAAAUGAUGCAACCAUCAUACAAGCUUUAAACAUCUAUUCGUCUCUGGUCAAUAUUCGCAUAUGCGCGUGUGGAGGUGAUGGAACAGUUGGUUGGGUACUCAGUCGUCUUAUCGAUGUCUUUCCAUCGUUAGAAAAUCCACCAGUUAGUAUUUAUCCGUUAGGUACAGCCAAUGAUUUAUCGCGCGUAUUAGGAUGGGGUUAUCAAUAUGAUCCCAAACGACUAUUAAGAGUAUUUACUCAAAUUCCUCAUGCACAAACGUUGUCGCUUGAUUGCUGGCAGGUCAAGUUUGAAACAUUGGAAAUGACAUCUACAGGGUCUAAUCAAGAAAAUACAGUUGCCGAUCGACGCCGUCACUUUUUUCUUUAUCAUCCGAAAUUUGUUCGUAACACAAAUCAACUAAAGUACGAAAAUCAUCUUAAGCCGGUCAAUAGAUACUUUUUCAGUCAUAUCAGUUUUGGGCUAGAUGCAGCUAUUGCACUUGAUUUUCAUGUUCGUCGAACAGGUGACCCAUCCAAAUUUACAUCUCCACUCAAAAACAAGAUUCUCUAUUUGAAUGAAAGUCGCAAAUAUUUCAAAGAGUUCUUUUUUUCUGGAGCAUGGAAUUUGGGUUUAUAUAUGAGAUUGUUUUGUGAUGGUCAAGAUUUAACUGAUUCGAUACGAUCUUGUCAUACACUUGUGCUCCUAAAUAGUUCAGGAUAUGCGUCAGGUACAAACCCUUGGAUUAGAACAUUGACGAAUAGAAAUAACACAUCAGCAAUCAUUCAAAGAGAUGACAAUUCAUUCAAGGAGACUUCGACAAAUUCUAAUAUACAGAUCGAUACCUCCACACAUACUCGUCGAUUCAAUAGACAGGACUGUAGUGAUCGAAAGAUUGAGGUACUCGAAUUAAACACAACACAGAUGGGUUUAAUUCAUCUCGGAUUUAAAGGUCAUCGCAUCGCUCAAUGUAAUCAAGUACGUCUGGAACUAAGUCGUCCAAUAUCGGUUCAAAUGGAUGGUGAACCUUUCUAUCUAGUUGAACCAACUACUGUCAAUAUUAUAUAUGCGGGUCAAGUAUCUGUAUUGAGAAAUGAUAAUAGAUGA